AUGCAUCACCUCAUCACCCUCUCCCUCCUCUUCAUCUCCCCCUUCGUCUCCGCCUGGGACAUCACCUUCUACUCGGGCGAGAAUUGCGACCACAACCCCGACUUCAGCAGCUGGUCCUACUCCGGCUCCUCCACCGACACGUCCUGGUGUCUCCAAGCCGGCGAACCCGGCCACAACUGCGAACAUCUGACCGACGCAGGCGCUACGACGGACGAGUGCUCAGAGCCCGCGGAGCCGAUGCCUGGUAGUUUCCGCUAUUCGGAGGGGUCGCGCUGUUGUGUGCAGAUUGGGCAGGAUACGGAUUGUCUUUAUAAGGAGUGCAAGUAUCCGCCUCCUGAAGAUUGCUAUCCGACGAGGUAUAUGCCGUUUAAGUUGCGUGGACCGAAUUACCUCACGUUUACUUGCGGUGAUGUCGAUGGGGUUGACAGGAGGCGUACGGUCAAUGUCACGCAGAGGCAUUGA
Zasmidium cellare ATCC 36951 is the source of this 462-nucleotide messenger RNA. RefSeq lists its product as uncharacterized. NCBI's taxonomy places the organism in Eukaryota, Fungi, Ascomycota, Dothideomycetes, Mycosphaerellales, Mycosphaerellaceae. The coding region runs from base 1 to 462 and encodes 153 amino acids. The record is from RefSeq and is a predicted model, not a curated record. The transcript is spliced from 4 exons.